UACACCAGUCUGCUUCUAAUGACAUUGUAUUAACCAAUAUUACAGACCAAGUAUGGGCAAAAGAUGAUAUGAUAUGGAGAUAUUUAGGAACAGAAAACGGAUUUUUCAAGAUUUUUCCAGGAACAAUGCUGUCUGAUAUCCAUUACGAUCCAAGGGAUGAUAUUUGGUAUAGAAAAGCUGCCGAAAAUCCUAACAAGUAUGUCUUCAUUGACAUGGGAACGCCACAACAAAAUACUUCCUUAUAUGUAACCAUGGCAAAGGUGUUUUAUCAGACAAGCAAUGGUUCAGUGAGUGGAGUUGUAGCAGCAGAUAUGAGCAGACGUCAAUUUUCUACAAUCCUCACAAACAUAAUGACUUCCUGUUUACACUGUUAUAUUGUGGAUGACGCUGGAUAUGUAAUUGGACAAGCCAUUGCAAGUAAGGAUUUAAAAAGGUCUCAUAUAACACAAGUAGCAGGUCCAGUCAGCUUUCUCUUGAUGAAACAAGGAUUUCUGAAGCCAGAGGUAUGUAUGGAUGCAACUUCUGGAGUGAAAAGGCUUGCCUACAGAUUAGAUCUAGGUCGAAAGUGGUCCUUGAUUAGAAAAGCUGGUUGUCAUGACUACACUCUAAUGACUAUAAAUAAUACAAAUUUGUACCUUCUGAGAUACCAAGCAGAUAAAUGUUUUUCUUUGGAUGUAGGGACUUGCAAUUGUCAAGAAAAGUGUUUGCGGUGUAAUAAUCAAAUGGAUUCAAUGUGCCAGUGUCCUUGUACUUGUGUUAACAGAACUACAGAUAACUGUAAUAGUAGUUUUACUAUGACUCAAGGCUAUGCUCCAUGUAGAGAAAGACUGAGACAUUGGAAGACAGUUAAGGCUAUCAAUCUUCAUCAGUCAAACAUAACAGAAUGUCAACCACAGUGUCCCUCAUUGUAA
This is a messenger RNA of Mytilus californianus (California mussel), 911 nucleotides long. RefSeq names its product VWFA and cache domain-containing protein 1-like. The coding region runs from base 69 to 911 and encodes 280 amino acids. NCBI's taxonomy places the organism in Eukaryota, Metazoa, Mollusca, Bivalvia, Mytilida, Mytilidae. The record is from RefSeq and is a predicted model, not a curated record. The transcript has 8 exons.